AUAAUUUAUGUAAUAGCCGUAAAUAGCCCGAUAUCAUUCGGCAGUUGUUGAUAUUUAGAUGCAAGUUAAGUUAUUUUAUUUGCAAUCGAUCUUUUUAAGAGGUUUGUGACUUUGGAACAGUACGAUGAGUAAAAAAAGGUCUUCAGUUUGGAUUUACUUUGAAGAAAAUGACGAAGAUUCGCGUAAUGUGCAGUGCAAAGUAUGUGAUACAAAAAUUUCUCGUGGAGGUAAGGGGAAAAAAGCUUCGACGUCGGGUUUGAUAAAUCAUUUAAAGAACAAACACAAGGAGGAGUAUCAGAAAAUACAUAAAUCUAUCUCAACGAAAGAAAACACAGCGGAUGAUGUCGUUCCCUGUUCAAGUAAGUCCACAAAGCAAUUAACCCUUUACGACUGCCAAGAAAAAACAAAAAAGUGGGAUAUAAAUGACCCUCGGGCUGUGAAAUACCAUUAUCUGAUUGCCGAAAUGAUAGCGAUUGAUAAUGAACCACUGAACAUAGUUGAAAGAUCUGGUUUGAAAAGAUUGUUAAAUGAGAUCCUGCCGAGAUAUGCCAUACCGAGUAGACCGUACUUUUCAGAGAAAAUAAUUCCUGAACUUUAUGGAAAAGUAGUAACAAAGAUUAAAAAAAAGCUUGAAGACACAGAUUAUAUAUCAAUCACUACCGACUUGUGGACGUGCUUGCAAAACUCUGUCAGUUUCCUCAGUUUCACUGCACACUGGCUUGACAGAGAUUUUAACUUGACACAUGCUGCACUUAAUGUAAAACACUUUGAAGGGCAACAUACUGCGCAAAAUAUAGCAAAUGCUCUGCAAGAAAUACUGAGCCGGUGGGAAUGCCCUUUAUCAAAAAUUCACGUCAUUGUUCAUGACAAUGGGCGCAAUAUUGUUAAGGCUGUCAGUGAGGCUAAAAUGAAUUCUGCAUGUUGCUUCAUACAUACACUACAGUUAGUAAUCAAAGACACUCUCAAAAUUUAACCUGAGAUCGGAAAAACUAUUGCUGUGGGACGAAAAAUAGUAACCCACUUUAAUCAUUCGAGUACUGCACAAGAAAAACUGAAAAAAAUUCAGGAAGAGCUGGGAAUAGCCAAGCAUAAUUUAGUGCAAGAUAUAACAACACGGUGGAAUUCUACCUUUUAUAUGUUAGAAAGGCUUCUUGAACAAAAACGAGCUAUUUCCCUCUAUCUAACUGAUACAGUAAACAUAUCUAAUCUGACUGCAGAGCAGUAGGAGAUUGUAAACCAAUUACUAAAAUUAUAAAAGCCAUUUGAAAAGAUAACAAAAAUUUCUAGUUCAAACUAUUCAUGCUUAUCUGAAAUUAUUCCCCAUGUUGUUACUCUUAACCGCUACUGCAACAAGGCCGUGUCUUCUGACCUAGCACCUAAAUUAAAGUUUAUGGCGAUCGCUAUGCAACAAGGGAUAAAACUACGUUUUUCACAGAUUGACGAUAAUAAAAACUACCUGAUAUCAACUUUGUUAGAUCCAAGGUUUAAGACAAAUUUCUUCACGAACCAACUGCAAAAAGAAAGAGCUCAGCAGUACAUUCUGGU
Messenger RNA from Centruroides sculpturatus (bark scorpion), 1545 nucleotides. RefSeq names its product zinc finger BED domain-containing protein 4-like. NCBI's taxonomy places the organism in Eukaryota, Metazoa, Arthropoda, Arachnida, Scorpiones, Buthidae. The record is from RefSeq and is a predicted model, not a curated record. Gene Ontology annotation, molecular function: DNA binding. The transcript has 2 exons. Bases 125 to 973 code for a protein of 282 amino acids.